Molecule: messenger RNA, 1716 nt
Organism: Neospora caninum
Lineage: Eukaryota; Apicomplexa; Conoidasida; Eucoccidiorida; Sarcocystidae
Product: putative glycyl-tRNAsynthetase
Exons: 10
Coding region: 1-1716 (571 amino acids)
Biological process (GO): glycyl-tRNA aminoacylation
Cellular component (GO): cytoplasm
Molecular function (GO): glycine-tRNA ligase activity
Source: RefSeq, a predicted model, not a curated record
AUGAAGAAGAACUCAUCCCCCUCUGCUGCCGAGCUGUACGGAGGCCUCAAGGGGAUGGUCGACUUCGGCGCCGUCGGCCACCUGAUGCUUCAGAAUCUCCGUCGCGCCGUGAGGUCCUUUUUUCUCCGCGACGCAUGCGAGGACGCCCCCUAUUCGCUUUUUGAAGAGCGGGCUUCGCUGCCCCCAACAGAGGCGCAAAACGGGCGAGGAACAGCCGGCACGGUUCUGCCUCUUCUUCUCUCGCAAAUCCCCCCUCGCGACUCGCUAGCUGUCUCGCUUCCGUGCUUUCGGUGCCGCCGACGCCGCGUAGGUGCGGAGGAAAAGACGGAGGAGAGCCUGACGCACAGGCAGACGUCGGGGGAGACCAGAGAAAGCGAAGCACGAUUGGGGAGGCCCCAGGAUGCGACAGUCGAGACAGACACAGACACGGCGAGGCGCAGAGCUGGCGACUGCGGUGUCGGCGAGCCGACGCGCGAGGACGGCGGACGGACAGACGAGGCGCACACGGGGCAAGGAGAGGAAAUCGAGUUUAACCCGCGCUGGGGGCCCAUCUUUGCCGUCGAAACUGCUUGUCUGGGACCUGCAGCUGUCUGGGCAGCUAGCGGCCACACGCGCCACUUUGUUGAUUCGCUUGUGCGGUGUACAGACACCGGACAGGUGUUCAGAACGGACUCGCUGGCGUAUCGCGAGAAGCUUUCCAACGGAUCGGGCAAGCUCUUCGAAGUCUGCCAUCAAUCGGCGACGCGUCUUCAGCAAGUCGAGGCAGGAAAUGGAUCUGCAAGAAGACGCGAAGGCGCGGAAGGAGACGCCAGCCGGAAAAUGGAGGACCCGCCACGGGGGCGAGACGGAGGAACAAAAGGAGAAGACCUCGCUCCCGCCAAUGGCCAGGUUUCCUCGUGGCGACCUCUAACGGAGGCUCCUCCCGAGCUCUUUCCCAACCUUCCCUCGCCCGUAACAGGCCGCAUCGGGGCUCUGUCAACUCCCUUCCGCCGGAACUUGAUGCUCCAGACUCGCCUAUCGCGCUGCAGCGCCUCCGCGGAAGAAAACGGAAGGGAAGAAGGAGAACAAGAGAGAGAACAACAGGGAGAGCAAACGGGAGAACACGCCGAACGAGGAGAGCGAGGCGAUGGGCAAACUCGAUCCGGAAGAGGCAAGGAACGCGAUUCUGCUAACGUCGCAGACGCGGAAGAGAAUGCGGGGAUCUUUAGACCGGAAACUGCUCAGGGAAUGCUCAUUGCGUAUCGGAAUCUUCUUCCGCCGUUCCUCGCCCCUUCGCUGCCUUUUGGCAUCGCCCAGGAAGGUCGCGCGUGGCGAAACGAGUUGAUCUCUUCCUCGCGGUUCCUGUUCCGCCUCCGAGAAUUCCGUCAAUUUGAGAUCGAGUACUUCAUCGACGCGAAAAAAACAGACAGCCUUCAGGUGCUCAACGCGUGGAUCUACGAGCUGGCGCGUUUCUUCGCUGCUAUCGGCCUCCCGGCGGACCUUCUCAGCGCCGCCGAGCAGGGCCGGAACGACAGGCCUCACUACAGCUCGAGAUGCAUCGACAUUUCCUUUCGGUUUCCCUUUGGAGACGCAGAGCUUUGCGGUCUCGCGCUUCGCGGAGACUAUGAUCUGAGAUCUCAUCAGCAGGCCCCCUUCCAAGCUGCAGUUUUUCCAGUCGUCACAAACAUGCCCACAUUGACGGCACAAGCCAAGGAGGUGCACACCGGCAAAGCAUGA